Molecule: messenger RNA, 1278 nt
Organism: Bubalus bubalis (water buffalo)
Lineage: Eukaryota; Metazoa; Chordata; Mammalia; Artiodactyla; Bovidae
Exons: 4
Coding region: 505-1278 (257 amino acids)
Source: RefSeq, a predicted model, not a curated record
GUCUAAUACAUAAAACUCAAUAUCAGAUUUCAAAAGAAUAAUAUUUUAUUCCUGAUAUAAUGUCAUUUAAAUAUAAACCACUGAAUAGACUCUGACUUUCAGAUGGACUGAUUGUUAAAAAUCAUUUCAUGUUGAAGUAAUUUUAUUGAUAGAAAAACCUAAGUAGAGCCCUGCAACUCAGUAAUAGAAAAAAAAAAAAAAAGCAGAGAUACAUUAAUUACUUUGGAUAAGAUUGCUUUUCACCCAGAAAGCCUAAGAUCUGUGACUGCUUUAAAAUAGUCACUAGAUUCUGGAUGGAGCAAAGUAGGAAUGGGCUAAAUUAAUGACCAAUCUGUAGAUUACAAGAAUGUUUCAUAGGCUAUACUAAAUUAUAUCUUAAACAGGAUGGCAAAAUUAUUUUACUGAAUCAAUAUAUGUCAACUUGUUUAAUCUUCAGUUUCCCUCAGUUCACACCUUUAAUAUUAAUUCUUUCUUCAUGCCUUUUUUCAGGAUCUGCCAAACUUAAUGAUCAGGGAAAGAAAAGUACACCAAGUAAAGGUGUGUGGUGAGCCAGACUUCAUCUGUACACAGACCACGUGGUCGAUGAACAUGACACCCUACUUCCUGUAUGGGGAGGAGUCACAUAGGAAGCCAGGAUCUGGUGUGGCCCAGAAUGUUACUCAAGACCAGCCAGUCAUAAUCAGUCAACUGGGAAAGGUAGCCACCCUUAACUGUCGGUAUGAAAUAAGUAGGAAUGUGCAUGACUACUGGAUUUUUUGGUACAAGCAGCUUCCCAGUGGAGAGAUGACUUACCUCAUUCGUCAGUAUUCAGAAGACAGGAAAGAAAGGGACGGCCUCUACUCUGUAAACUUCCAGAAAGAAUGUAAAUCCAUCAACCUCACUAUUUCAUUCUUAAAACUGGAACAUUCUGCAAAGUAUUUCUGUGCUCUCUGGGAACACACAGUGUUUGAAGUAAUAGGAAAAGCUGAACAAAAACCCCAGAGGUUAAUAAGAGAGAGUCCCUCUCCUGCAGGAUCCCAGCUGAAAUGCACACCUGCAGACCUCAGACAAGAAAUGGGUGGAAAGAUUUGGGAGAAUGGCAUUGAAACAUGUAAAAUAUCAUGUAUGAAACGAGUUGCCAGUGGUGUGGCAGAUUCCAAACACUAUAGACUACUUAGCCAGAUAGAUAUGCGCUGUGAUUCUUACUAUGCCACCUACCAUACGUGUGAUCUCAGGAUAAAUGGAGAGGAGAACUUUUCUAGCCUCAUUGCUGAUCCUGUGGCUUCAUCUCGGUCAUAA